Molecule: messenger RNA, 918 nt
Organism: Paramecium sonneborni
Lineage: Eukaryota; Ciliophora; Oligohymenophorea; Peniculida; Parameciidae
Source: the annotation of a GenBank genome assembly
AUGAACAGAUCUCGUAGAUAAGAAUUAUUGCAAUUAAUUAACAAAAAACGAAGUUUUCUUUCUCCUUCAAUUAAGAGAACAUCUAAUAAUAAACCUUUUAGAAGAUAAAGUUGUCGUUGCUCAGAGUGUGGGAAUGUUGGUGUUUUUUAAGAUAGAUAAAAUGCUUUGCAUCCACAGACUUAUAUUAGGGCUCAUCAUUGUAAAAAGAAGAAACGAAGAAUGUAAAGAAGAAAAGGCACUUAUGUUACUUCAACCAGUUUAAAUAUUGGAGAUUCAUAAAACAAUACACUAAUACUCACCAAUCAUAAUAAAUCAAAAAAAGCAAAAACUAUACUUGUGACUUCAUAAACUUAAGAAGCUAUAUAAAAAUGUAAAAGACUAUUAACUAAAGAUGAUUAACAAAUUAAUUAUGAAUUCUUUUAUCAUAAUGAAUUAAAAUAUUCUAAAACUAUGAUGGAAAUGUCUUAAUACUCUUAAACUUAUGAAACAGCUUUGGUUUCAUUCGUUAAUCUUACUAAAUCACCUAGUUUUGGAUUUAAUAGUUAUAAAAAUAUUAUCAAUGAAUCAAGAACUAGUUCAAGUGAUGAAUAAAGUCAAAAAGUAUCUGACUUAAAACCUAUCCAAUUAAAAACUCCUCUUAUUAAAACCAAAAACAUAUCAAUGCAUAAUCGCAAACUUACUGAAGGUAUUAUGCAUACAAAUGUUAACAAAACGGUUUAAUAAUUUGUGUAGUCCUGUAACUCAAUUAAAAUGAUCAAUACUCCAAAACCAUAAAAACAAAUAUAAUUACCAUCAAUUAAUUCUAAAAAAGAAUAAAACAAAUUUUCUGUCUAUUUAUUGAGCUCCCCUAGAAAGGUACUCUUUGAAAUGAAAACUCAAAUUACAUCUUAAAAAAAAAUUAAACCUUAUAAAAAGUGA